This is a messenger RNA of Fomitopsis serialis, 1295 nucleotides long. RefSeq names its product Pkinase-domain-containing protein. The transcript has 5 exons. The coding region runs from base 1 to 1044 and encodes 347 amino acids. Gene Ontology annotation, biological process: positive regulation of transcription elongation by RNA polymerase II; protein phosphorylation; transcription elongation by RNA polymerase II. NCBI's taxonomy places the organism in Eukaryota, Fungi, Basidiomycota, Agaricomycetes, Polyporales, Fomitopsidaceae. Gene Ontology annotation, molecular function: cyclin binding; RNA polymerase II CTD heptapeptide repeat kinase activity; ATP binding. The record is from RefSeq and is a predicted model, not a curated record. Gene Ontology annotation, cellular component: cyclin/CDK positive transcription elongation factor complex; nucleus.
AUGUCACACCGAGAGCAAGACCCGGCUACCCCAGGUGUUACUAGGCCCCCGACUCCGGUUAGAUAUGGAGUGUACGACUGCCUCAACCAAGUCGGCGAAGGCACCUUCGGGCAGGUGUGGAAGGCGCGGAAUACUAGCAGCGGGAUUGUCGUUGCUCUCAAGAAGAUUCGCAUGGAGGCCGAACGAGACGGGUUCCCGGUGACGGCCAUGCGCGAGAUCAAGCUCCUACAGUCCUUGCGACACGAUAACAUCGUGUCCUUGUAUGAAAUGAUGGUAUCCAACGGUUCCCUAUUCAUGGUCUUCGAGUACAUGGAUCAUGAUUUGACUGGCAUAUUGUCGCAGACACAAUUUGCGUUCACAGAUGCGCAUCUGAAGUCGUUCUGUCAGCAGAUGUUGGCCGGUUUGGCAUACCUGCAUCGCAAGGGUGUCAUCCAUCGGGAUAUCAAGGGCUCCAAUAUCCUCAUCAACAACGCUGGGGUCCUGAAACUCGGGGACUUUGGGCUGGCACGCUUCUACCAGAAGCGUCGCAAGAGUGACUAUACGAACCGUGUCAUUACCCUAUGGUACAGGCCGCCAGAACUCCUCUUCGGAACAACGGUGUAUGGCCCUGAGGUUGAUAUGUGGAGUGCAGGGUGUAUCAUGCUGGAGCUCUUCACGAAGAAGCCUGUGUUUCAGGGCAACGACGAGAUCCAUCAACUAGACGUGAUCUACCGGAUCGUUGGCACGCCUGUGGUAGAGCAGUGGCCGGGGAUGACCAGCUUGCCUUGGUACGAACUCGUGAAACCGAAGGAAGUCGUCCCCGACCACUUCCGUCAGUUGUUCGAGAAAUGGCUGUCGCCUGCUGGACUCGACUUGGCGGAACGUCUUCUCACGUACGAUCCUGCCAAACGAGUCACUGCCCUGGAGGCUCUCGAAGCACCAUACUUCAAAGAGGAACAGCCACGUCCUUCUGCACCGACCAACCUGCACACCAUGGAAGGCGAGUGGCACGAGUUCGAGGCAAAACGGGAACGUGCCAGGAAGCGGCGGCGAGUGGAAGGGUGAUCAUCAUUGUAAUAUCCCAGCACACGAUGUACUAUUGCACAGACAAUCUGGACUCCUCGUCGUUACUCGCACCGCUGUCAUGCUAUCUAUGGUACAGGCAAUCCUCAUCGACGUUAUGCUUGCGCUUCGAAUGUUACAAGACCCUUCUCCGUUAGAUGCUGCACGAUAGAUUCGACCUACGUUUACCAGACGAUUAGGAGGAGUCAACUAUGAUAUAUGCUUGCACUCACGUUCGCGGCUGUGAUGCGGAU